Pistacia vera is the source of this 1576-nucleotide messenger RNA. Its product is annotated as premnaspirodiene oxygenase-like. Gene Ontology annotation, molecular function: iron ion binding; oxidoreductase activity, acting on paired donors, with incorporation or reduction of molecular oxygen; monooxygenase activity. Lineage: Eukaryota; Viridiplantae; Streptophyta; Magnoliopsida; Sapindales; Anacardiaceae. The record is from RefSeq and is a predicted model, not a curated record.
ACUCAUCUCUCUACAUUGAUCACCAUCUCCCAACUAUCAUGGAGCUUCAAAACCCCUAUUUUCUAAUCCUAUUUACCAUCUUCGUCUUCACCUUCAUUGCAUUUAAGGGUUCCUUAACCAAGAAAUCAAGUUUAAGGUUACCACCAGGGCCAUGGAGGCUGCCACUUAUAGGAAACAUGCUCCAUUUCAUUGGCGUUUUGCCUCAUCGCAAGCUAAGAGAUUUGGCAAAUAAAUAUGGUCCUGUUAUGUACUUACAACUCGGCCAAAUUCCAACUGUUAUCAUUUCUUCGCCUGAAGCCGCUCGAGAAGUGAUGAAAACUCAUGAUGUUAACUUCGCUCAAAGGCCUGCUGUUCUUGUUGCAGAUAUUAUAGCUUAUGGUUGCACAGACAUUGUGUUUGCACCAUAUGGGUACUACUGGAAGCAGUUGCGAAAGAUUUGCAUUAGUCAACUUUUAACUCCAAAAUCUGCUUUCAGAUCAAUCCGGGAAGAGGAGGUGUCCAAUCUUGUUCGAUGGAUUUCUUCAAGGGCAGGAAGAACGAUUAAUCUUAGCAGAGAAAUCUUUUCGAUGACGUUUGGCAUCACGACGAGAGCGGCGUUUGGAGGAAAAAUGAAAGAUCAAGAGGCAUUCUUAUGUGCUAUUCAAGAAGGUAUAGAUUUGGCAGGAGGUUUCACUGCGGCUGAUGUGUUUCCUUCCUUCGAAUUUAUUGACUCAAUCAGUGGGGUAAAGAGUAAAAUUAAGGAGAUUCAUGACAGAGUUGAUAGAUUGUUUGACGCCAUUAUCGAUGAGCAUAAAAGUAGAAGGGCAACAAGGAAGACAAAUGAGCGUGAAGAGGAUGAUGAUCAUAAAGAUUUCUUAGACGUUCUUUUGAACUUGCAGAAUAAUGGAGACCAUGAAUUCACCUUAAGUAAUGACAACAUCAAAGCAGUCAUCGUGGACGUUUUCACUGCUGGGAGUGAUACAUCUUCUACAACUGUAGAAUGGGCAACGUCAGAAUUGCUAAAAAAUCCAACAGCCUUGGAGAAAGCACAAGCAGAGGUGAGGAAUGUGUUCUGUAUGAAAGGAACAGUUGAUGAAGAAGGCCUUCAUGAAUUGAAUUAUUUGAAGGCAGCAAUCAAAGAAUCUAUGAGAUUACACCCCACUGCUCCGUUGCUACUUCCAAGGGAAUGUAGGAAAAGCUGUGAGAUUUUCGGUUACGAAAUACCUGUCAAGACUAAAGUUUUGGUAAAUGCAUGGGCAAUAGGGAGGGAUCCCAAUCAUUGGAGCCAAGCUGAGAAGUACUAUCCUGAGAGAUUUCUAGACAGUUCAAUUGAUUACAAGGGGGCUCAUUUUGAAUUCAUCCCAUUUGGAGCUGGAAGGAGAGUUUGUCCUGGCAUAACAAUGGGUGUAGCCAAUGUGGAGCUUCCAUUGGCCCAGUUGCUAUAUCAUUUUGAUUGGAAACUUCCCAGUGGAGAAAAGCUAGAAGAUCUUGACAUGAGUGAGGGUUUUGGUCUCGCAGUGCGAAGAAAAAAUGACCUUGAAUUAGUUCCAGUUCCUUAUCAUCCUCUGUCUCCUUGCUAAUUGGAGAAAUUAUAUGC